Messenger RNA from Aspergillus tanneri, 825 nucleotides. RefSeq lists its product as uncharacterized. The coding region runs from base 1 to 825 and encodes 274 amino acids. NCBI's taxonomy places the organism in Eukaryota, Fungi, Ascomycota, Eurotiomycetes, Eurotiales, Aspergillaceae. The record is from RefSeq and is a predicted model, not a curated record. The transcript has 4 exons.
AUGGUUUCCAAUUCUUUUACGCUGUCGAAACUGCUGCUUCUCCCUCUGGCCUUUCACCUCGUCAAUGCCGUCUGUCCAGCACGUCUAACUGCGACCCCCGGUCAGCCCGAUAUCGUUGACAACCCAGCUUGUCCUCGUGACCAAGGUAAAGCUGUCAUAGGACAUGAUGGCACACACUUCAUGCUUCAAUGCUGCACGAAGAAGCGUCCAGGUGCCAACCAGGUCGGGAGGCUCACGCAUGUCCAGUCCAAAAAGGACUGUUACCCGUUCAUGUUGGUCCCAGGUUAUUUUGGAUUAAUUAUCUUGCUUACUCCGAUGGCGAUCAGUGUCGAGUACGAUAAUAGCAAGAAGACGUGUACUUUUUUCACGCUGGGCGAUUUCUCCACCGAAGACGCGGGCGGUGAUUUGAAAGACUGGCUGUAUUUCAUUAAUCCUCCUGCACGGCCAGCACCAGACAACAUCACCCAUAUGUGUUCCACCGAUUGUCCUGCCGCCCAUGGUCAGAAAUAUGUUUCCGAUUAUGGAGAGCUCUUCCACAUGGAAUGUGGUAAAAGACACGGAACAGUGCCCUUCAAGGAGGAGAAAACACUGACCUACCGCGACUGUCUGGAUGGUUGUGCGAAGCUUCCCAAGUGUCUCAGUAUCGACUGGUCCAGCCGGACGAAGAUGUGCUACUACGGAAAACACUCGGGAGCGGCCCCGAUUGUGGCCCCGGCGUACAACAGUGCCUACUCAUUUGGAUGUGCUGGUGCUUGUAACAAAGAAGAUGAUGCUUGUGCGUGUGGACAGAGCAAGUCUAGCAAGUCUAGCAAGACUAGCCCUUAA